AGUUUUAGUUAUGAACUGCAAUUUACUAUUUUGUAAAUUUUUUUACGAUUUAUUUUAAUAUUAUAUUUGAAUAAUAUAUAUUUUUAUUUAUGAUAUAAAAUUGUAUACUUUGUGUUUAAGUAUUAAUAUCUUUUUGUAGAUUACACCGUGAUUACCAAACAGGUAUAUCAAAUAGUCACUAUGCAUACCGAUCAACAAGUGAAAAAAAGAUUACAAGAUGAAUUUAAUGACAUAGAAUCGAAGAAUAUGUGGAACAUCACGUUCAGAUUUGUUGAAGUAGAAAGUUCAAAAAUUAAGAAAACAUCUGAUGAAGCAAAGAAACCACAAAAUAAGGCAUUAAAUAGAUAUCAAGAUGUUUCACCUUAUGAUGAAACUAGAAUUAUCCUAAAGAGAGGAAAUGUAUCUUACAUAAAUGCCAAUCUUGUCCAAGUAUGUAAUUGUGAAAGGCAGUAUAUACUAACGCAAGGACCCUUAGAAAACAGCACUUCUCAUUUUUGGCUUAUGGUAUGGGAACAAAGUUCUAAAGCCAUCGUAAUGUUGAACAAAGUUAUUGAAAAGAAAAAACUUAAAUGUCAUCAAUAUUGGCCAAAGAAAAAAAAGGAUAAUGAUAAAUUUGUUUGGAAUGAUGUUGGUCUAUCUGUAGAAUUUGUCUCUAAAAUCAAUCAUGGGUUUUAUGCACUAAGUGUUUUAAAACUUAAUGACUUAGAUUCUGGAGAAUCUCGUGAAAUUUAUCAUUUCCAUUAUACUGAUUGGCCAGAUUUUGGAGUACCCAAAACACCCACACCAUUUUUACGAUUUCUCAGAGAUGUUAGACGUAGUGGUAGUCUUGAUCCAUCUCACGGACCGAUUGUCGUUCAUUGUUCUGCAGGAAUAGGUCGUUCAGGGACAUUUUGUCUAAUAGAUUCCUGCCUUGUAAAAAUGAAUACACCAGAAGGCUUAAACUAUGUUCACAUACGUACAUUACUAGCAGAAAUGAGAAAAUGUAGAUUGGGACUUGUUCAGGCUCCUGAACAACUUCGAUUUGUAUACCAAAGUGUUAUUGAAGCCCUUGAUUCAAAUUGGGAAGCAGAUAAUGAGGAUAAUUUACCUAGCUUAGAUGGCUCACUGUUGAAUAAUAUAAGCGAAUCAGACUGUGAAAGUAGUGAUAGCGAAUUAAGCAGUGAAGCACCACCUUUACCGCCCCCUCGUAUGGAAUCAUUAAGGCAGCAGGAUGAAGAUGAUUAUGAUGAUGACGAAUCGUUAGUGUCAGAAUCUGAUAGUGAUGAAAAUGAAUCAACUCCACCACCAUUACCACCUCCUAGAGAUCUCGAUUUAUCUAAAUCUAAUGAUCGUAUGGAUACAUCAAAUACCAAAGACGAACGUAACAAGAACAAAGCUGAAGGAGAGGCAGAAAAAACCAAAAUUAUGGCAGACAAAUUAAAAAUAAUGAAGAGAAAACAAAAAGAGCAAGAAAAAUGGGAACAAAUCAAAAGGUCGUGGUUUUAUCCAUUGAGAAAUUUAGGAAUUGGAGUUUUAGCUCUUAGUGGUGGUGUAAUGAUUGUUGCAUACUUGAUGAAUUAUAAAAAAUAACGGUUUUUCAUUUAGUUAUUUAUACUCGGCUUUACAAUUUACAAGGGCAUUAACAGGCAUAUACAAUAUUUGCUUUAAUUUAAAUAUAAUAAGAAGUGGUAAUAUAGAUGACGACCAAAUAUUUAUCAAAAUAGCUAAACUUCCAUUUGAAUAAAAAGAAGACUGAAAAUAAGCAUAAUAAAAAUAAAAAAAAGAAUAAAGCCAAAUUUUACUUUGAUAUUCUACCUUAGUUUUAAUUUGUUUUAUAAUUAUAAUAAAAUUACAUGGAAUUUUGUCUAUAAAACAAAUUAAAAUUAUCUUUGUGAAUUGUAGAUGUCGAGCUUUAUAAACAAAACAAAAAUGUAAAUAAUUUCUAAUAGCAUAAAUCAUACCAUUUUAUUUAAAUUUAGUUAGUAACACAUGUAAGUAAAUAAUAUAUCUAUUUUCUUAAUGAAUUGAUUAAAAUUAAUCAUUCCGUAAAUUAUAUUAUACUGUCUAAUGAAGUAACACUAUAUUAUCGAGUUGAAUUAAGUUUUAUUUUAAUAAAAAUAUAAAAUGUUAAUCUAC
Rhopalosiphum maidis (corn leaf aphid) is the source of this 2115-nucleotide messenger RNA. RefSeq names its product tyrosine-protein phosphatase non-receptor type 2 (gene Ptp61F). Gene Ontology annotation, molecular function: protein tyrosine phosphatase activity. Lineage: Eukaryota; Metazoa; Arthropoda; Insecta; Hemiptera; Aphididae. The transcript has 9 exons. The record is from RefSeq and is a predicted model, not a curated record. Gene Ontology annotation, biological process: protein dephosphorylation. Bases 181 to 1569 code for a protein of 462 amino acids.